This is a messenger RNA of Scleropages formosus (Asian bonytongue), 2536 nucleotides long. It is a transcript of the gene agfg2, whose product is annotated as ArfGAP with FG repeats 2. The record is from RefSeq and is a predicted model, not a curated record. Gene Ontology annotation, biological process: intermediate filament organization; acrosome assembly; spermatid nucleus differentiation. Gene Ontology annotation, cellular component: cytoplasm; cytoplasmic vesicle; membrane. The transcript has 13 exons. Gene Ontology annotation, molecular function: GTPase activator activity. Bases 347 to 1732 code for a protein of 461 amino acids. NCBI's taxonomy places the organism in Eukaryota, Metazoa, Chordata, Actinopteri, Osteoglossiformes, Osteoglossidae.
AGGCAGCAGAGGCAGCAGAGGCUGCGGCGAGGCUCGAGGGCGCUGCCGUGUCGGGCUCUCCGGGUUCCUGGUCCGAAUUCCGCAGCCAUGAAUAAAUGGAGAGCGACAGAGUGACGGUGCGAGAGGGGCGUGUCUUGUGCGCGCGCACGGACACGGUGACGGACACGGAGUGAUCCACCCGUGUGGAACAUCGCGACGGCGCGCCGCAGAGCAGAGGUCCGAGCACGACCAGGAGCAGGAGCAGGAGCAGCAGGAGCCUCGAGGAGCAGCGGCGCUCCGCUCCGACAUCAACAACACAGACAGCGACACCAUCACCACCACCAUCAUCAUCAUCAUCAUCAUCAUCAUGUCGAACCGCAAGCAGCUCGACGGCCAGGAGGUGUGCGCGCGCCGGGUGCGGGAGCUCGCGCAGUCCCCCGUCAACAGGCAGUGCUUCGAGUGCGGACAGCCCGGGGUCACGUACACGGACAUCACCGUGGGCUGCUUCGUGUGCACCUCCUGCUCGGGCCUGCUGAGAGGACUGAACCCCCCCCACAGAGUCAAGUCCAUCUCCAUGACAACCUUCACCCAACAGGAAGUGGAGUUUCUGCAAAGCCGUGGCAACGAGGUGGGGAAGAAGACGUGGCUCUGCUCGUUCGACCCCAAGACGGACGGUUGCUUUGAUGCGCGAGACGCUCCAAGGCUGAAGGAGUUCCUGCAGGACAAGUAUGAGAAGAAGAAGUGGCAUUUUUCUAAGAACAAGAGCUGGAAGGAGACUGAGGGGCCCUUCAGUGUCGGGGGGCAGGGCCUGCUGUCCCCCCCAUCGCAGCCCUCUGGUCAGCCCACUUCUCACCCGCUGUCCACCUGUGCCCGGCCCACUCGCACACUGUCCCAGUCUCAGCUGUCCUCCUGGGACAGAGUGCCUGCUGUUUCGCCAGCAGACCUGCGCACCGAUGCCUUCACCGCACGCCCGUCCCGCUCGCUGAGUGUGCGAGACCCCCCUGGGAAAGAUGCAGUGCUGAGCUCGAUGGAGAGGCAGCGUCCAGGAACCAACUCGCCUGGAAGGGGAAGCCAAAGCCAGGCCCCGCCCUUUCCGGCCCUGCCCCGCCCCUCAGGUCGAACCGCUUCGUCGUCGGGGGGGUCCGCUCCGUUCAAAGCCAUGGCCAAGUCCCUGAGUGUGGACUUUGGGGGCCUGAGUCAGCAUUCGGGGCCCAGCGUGACCCUGGCGGCGCCGGGGACGCAAGACCGAUACGCAGCCCUGUCGCAGCUGGACAGCGUCUUCUCCGACUCCGGCUCACCUGGGACAGUGCCCCCGAGUGGUGUGCCCCACGGCCGCAGCGCGCUGUUGAGCAGCAGGUCUUCCUCCGGCUCGACGCCUCCUGCUAGCUCCCCUGGCCUCACGAACACGAUCUCCAGCCCCAAAGUGUUUCCCAGUUUCCCCAAUCCCUUCAGCGGCAGCGUCGUCGGCUCCCAGUCCUCCUUGUCUCCCGGCAACCCUUUCAGCGGCCCGCUGGCCGGUGACUCCGGUAAGACCGCCGCCUUCUCCAGCAUCUUGCCCCAGUCGGCGAGCUUCCCCGUACCCAGCUCCCAGAAUGCAUUUCCUCCACCGCUGGAUAAUAUCCAGGAAGCUAACGGUUUCGCCUCGUUUUCCGCACCAAAGUCGUCCCCGUCGUCCAACCGGCCCGUGUCCGUCAACCCGUUCACUGGGAGUGUGUAUCCCAGCAGAGUGACGUCUCGGAACCCGUUCAUCUGAUCCCACCACUUUGUGUUCCAGUGCCGCUACCACCAUACUAGCACUUUGACCAUGCGUUCUGCAACUGUGUGUGUGUGUGUGUGUCUGUGUGUGAGAGAGAGUGUGAGAUGCUUCACAUGCAACAGGGCUUGCUGAGUGUUUUGGCUUCAGCUGUACGGCGCAGCACAACUGUCAUCCCUGCACUGCCACAUGACCCACAAUGCACUUGGGGCGCUUCACACCUGCCGCACGUGCUGGGCCAGCUCAGCGGGACAGGUUGCUGAACUUAGAGUAAAAGCAGCAUCUUUACAGUUAUUCCACACUGCAUUGGACCGAAGUGUGUCGUUAUUACUCACCGCUACUACCGUGUGUGUGUGUGUUUGUGUGUCGCGCGUGUCCUCGCCUUGUUCUCCACGCAAUAAAGUUCCGUGUUUCCUGGGGACACAGCGACAGUGACUCUCUCUCCGCUCCGCUUCUCUGCUUUUUCGCCUCAAACAGCCCGGUACUUUACGGUAACCGUGCGGAUGAUCCGUCGCCGGCGGCGCGCGGUAAGAAGAGCGCGCGAGCGGCAGGGGGCGCGACGGGAGCGCGAGGCCCCGUAAGCACUUGGAACAGGAGGGUAAUUGUUCCGCGUUCGGUGCGCGGCGCCAAAUCACCGGACUGACAUGCAGCGCAAGUGUUUUCAGAUGUGUGGCGAACGGGCCGAGCGCGCGCGCGCGCGCACACAGAGCGUAUGAGACAGACAACGUGAGCGUCGCACAUCAAAGCGGCUCAGUUGUUGUGACGUCACAGUUUCCCCCCAAACACACAGUAAAUAACAGAGGA